UGUGAUACAGAGAAGCAGGAGGGUGCAAGGCUUUCACUAUUUGAUGGCUCAGAUAACCGUCAGCAGCAGGACUGGAAGGACCCGUCGUCUUCAUCGCCACUCAGCUGAUUUCAGAGCUAUCAGAACAUGACCUUGGACAACCACUCCCUCGACUAUUUUAAUGGCACGCCGUGGUUCGUCUACGAGUGCACCAUCCAGCUGGACCCCAGCUACCGGCGCAUUACCCUCUUCCUGCUCUACCUUUUUGUCUUCAUGGUGGGUCUGCUGGAGAACAUGCUAGUUGUGUGGGUCAACUGGCGCCGACGCCACUCGGCCAACGGCGUUCUCUUCUGCAUCAUCAACGUGAGCCUGUCAGACCUGAUGGUGAUCGUGCUCCUGCCUUUCUUCAUGCUGGAGGUGACCAUGGACAAGGUUUGGCUGUGGGGACGCUUCCUCUGCAAAGUCACCAAACUCAUCUAUGCUGUCAACUUUUACAGCAGCUCCUUCUUCCUGGCCUUCAUGACCUUGGAGCGCUAUCUCUCCCUGACCAGACCCUCAUCUCAAACCUUCUUCCCAGUGGUGGGCCGGCGGCGCUGGCUGGUCUGCGGGGGUCUUUGGGCGUUCUCCUUUUUCUUGGCUCUGAUAGAAAAUGUCCAUGUGGAUCUUCUGGAGUGGGAUGAGCCUGGCUGUUAUAUGGUGCCUCAGCACAACUUCACUGAAUGGUUCGUGACUGUGGCUUCCUUUUGCAUAAUCUUCCAGUUCCUGGGUCCUGCUUCCGUCAUCAUCACCUGUAAUGUGCUGAUUGCUAAAGCAGUCAAAUGUUCUCCAGAUGUGCAGGGUCGGCGCGACGUGUGGCUGGUGCAUGUGUACUCGCUGGUGUUUGUCAUGUGCUGGCUGCCCUAUCAGAUGGUGAUGUUCCUGCUUCUCAUUGACGAUAUCGACCCCUUCCUUAUGACCUGCAACACCGUGGAAGUCCUCUACUUUUCUGUCAGUGUGGUGGAGGGCCUGUCUUUCCUCCACUGCGUCGCUAAUCCCAUCCUCUACAACUUUCUGAGCAAGAGCUUCCGCGACAACAUGAUCAACGCUGUGGUGGGCUGCAUUCCCCAAGAGGAGACUGUUGUUCAGAGGGAAAACCAGCCCAGUGCUCCCAACGAAAGCAGGGGAGAGCCAGGGAAGCAGCGCAAAUUAAGUAACGGCAGCACCAGCCAGUCUGAUGUGGGAUCAUAAAGGUCUGAAGUACGUUUUGGGAUUCAGUCUCAGUGCUUGGAGCACCAGGGACACUUGACUGUGUAAAGUAUCACUCUGGUUAUGAACCCUUUCCUGUUUGUUUGUUUGUUUGUUAAUCAAUAUUGUUUAGUUUUACACAGAGGAAGGACAGGUUUGUGAUUUUUUUGCCUCCAUAAAGCUGCUUAAAUCUAACCGGAACUCCAUUAUCUGUAGAUAUGUCCAGUGUCAGGUAGUAACACUAGUAUUCAAAUACACGUCCUACAGAUGUGGUUCUGUACACACUUGCAUUUUUGUAGUUUGCACAUCUUGUUAUUGUGCAGUUAAACUCCUGCAAACGCUUUAAAUAUCCAACCAUGGUUGCUGGCCAUCACAUCACUUAUCAUUCUUACUGAUUUUUAUUGCCAUUUCUGUCUCUAUCUGAAAUAAGGCAGAAAAAGGAAAAGAAGGUUGUUGUUGUUCACAGAUGGCACAAUAGCAGGAAAACAGCAGGCUUUAAAGGGGCAAAGAUCACAAAACCCUGGAAACAGAAGGUUCCCAACAUUCUGCAGAUUCCUGCAAGUUUGCUGCUGAAAAUGUGAUGAUAGGUGGGUUUCAUGCUGCAAGUCAUUUAGGCUGAUAAGUCUGUUUCUUUUAUUCUGUUGAAAAACAUUUAGAAAUUAGACCAACAGUUAUAAUCUCAGACACAGUGGGUAAUGUACAAAAGAUCACAAAUCAUAAAUAUGAGGUAACAAACAAAUGUGAUGAGCACUAUAUGUUUCUACAGUAGAACAAACUUCAUGUGCUCUAAACAAGAAACAUCAUUCAGGCAGUGAUGCAAGAAUUAUUAACACCACAAAUAUACUGUCACAAAAUGAAAUGAUCCCUGAUACUGUGUUUUUAAGAUGAUACAUUGCGCCAAAAACACAUACUUCAUGCACAAUGUCUCAUUUUACAUUAAUGUUAAAGUUUUAGGUGGAAACAGGAGAUUAUUUAACCCUUUAUACUCUGAACUGACAAUCAUGUUCUUUGAAUGUAGUAAAUGUGUGAACUGUGGAUGACUUUACUGCUCAAUCAUUUGUAUUUUACAGAUUAAUAAAGUCUUUGAAUGUAAA
This is a messenger RNA of Betta splendens (Siamese fighting fish), 2297 nucleotides long. It is a transcript of the gene ackr5, whose product is annotated as G protein-coupled receptor 182. The coding region runs from base 127 to 1206 and encodes 359 amino acids. Lineage: Eukaryota; Metazoa; Chordata; Actinopteri; Anabantiformes; Osphronemidae. Gene Ontology annotation, biological process: G protein-coupled receptor signaling pathway. The record is from RefSeq and is a predicted model, not a curated record. The transcript has 2 exons. Gene Ontology annotation, cellular component: membrane. Gene Ontology annotation, molecular function: G protein-coupled receptor activity.